AUGACGUCGCGAUCGAGCCUUCCGUCCCUCCUCCUCCUCCCCGCACCCCCGGCGCCAGCAUCAGUGCCGUCACUGAGUGCUGCUUACCGUCCCUCGCUUCGUGCCGCGAUUCUUCGAGCAAGGUCCCCGACCGCAGCAGCAUUUCUAGUGGUUGCACUUGUUGCACCCAUCUUGACCGGUUCUUCAAGGAGGUCCAAGGUGCUCGAUUGGAAAGCAUCCCAGUCGCUCCUCGCUGGUCUCUAUGGUCUGAUCGCCGUCAUAUGUGCCGAGGACGAUAUCGCUAGCGAUAUUGGCGCGGGCAAAGGCGCAGUCGACAUUCGCAUCGUCCUGGUUGACAGCGAUGAACCAAACCGUGGCUCGGCUUCCCCUUUGUCUCUGGAAAGCAACAACACCGUCGUCGUCAACCUGCGAACCUUCGCCCACGCAUAUCACCCAUGGAAUCUCAUCAUGCAUAUCGACGGGGAGGCGGGGCACAGCCUUCGUGCCUCGUUCCUCGAGCACGCGCAGGGCAGACAAGUGAUACGCCAAGACCAGUUCUUUACCGCCGAAGGAGGCAUCAGCAUCAAGCUCGGUCAUGACGCCCUGAAUGCGCAAAAGAGUGCCGACGCGCAUCGAGGCUAUCAAACUGUGUGUCUCGGUGGCACUUUUGACCACCUACACCCUGGCCACAAACUGUUACUCACGGCCGCGCUUCUCCUGCUCAAAGUCCCAGAGGAAGGCUCUGGAGCGGCCUGCAAGCUUAUCGUUGGCGUCACAGGUGAUGCUUUGCUGCGGAACAAGAAGUUUGCGCAGUACGUUCAGCCGUGGUCACAGAGAGCAGCAGCCGUCGUCGAUUUUGUCGCAUCUGUCGUGAGUCUGCACGAGUCAGGAUGGACUGGCAAGCCAUUCCCAGGGCAGCAGGUAGAGAAUGAAUCCUCUAUCAGCGUGGAAGCAUUCUUCCGAGAGAGGACGAUCCAUGUCCACUGCGUCGAAAUCCAGGACGCAUUUGGUCCCACCAUUACAGACGAGCAUGUCGAUGCUCUGGUCGUAUCCGGCGAGACGCGAUCGGGAGGGCAGGCUGUCAAUGACAAGAGAACAGAAAUGGGGUGGAAGGCGCUGGACGUGUACGAGGUGGACGUUCUAGGCUCGGCAGCCUUGGAGGACGCAGAAAGCGGACGCAGCGGCUAG
Molecule: messenger RNA, 1167 nt
Organism: Verticillium dahliae VdLs.17
Lineage: Eukaryota; Fungi; Ascomycota; Sordariomycetes; Glomerellales; Plectosphaerellaceae
Product: pantetheine-phosphate adenylyltransferase family protein
Exons: 2
Coding region: 1-1167 (388 amino acids)
Biological process (GO): coenzyme A biosynthetic process
Molecular function (GO): dephospho-CoA kinase activity
Source: RefSeq, a predicted model, not a curated record